Molecule: messenger RNA, 894 nt
Organism: Pseudocercospora fijiensis CIRAD86
Lineage: Eukaryota; Fungi; Ascomycota; Dothideomycetes; Mycosphaerellales; Mycosphaerellaceae
Exons: 1
Coding region: 1-894 (297 amino acids)
Molecular function (GO): FMN binding
Source: RefSeq, a predicted model, not a curated record
AUGACUGGAGCAACCAGCAUCCCAACCGGCACCGGCCAGGUCGACCAGAAUCGCCGCGCUCCUCGCGACUUCAAAGCAACGGAAGCCAAAAGGCCAGACUGGAAUGAGAGCACUCCAUUUACAUGGACCAAGACCAAGCGGCCAGACUGGAAGUUCGGCGAUGGGGCCAACAAUAAAGACGACCCGUCCAAGAACAAACAGAUCUCCAUCGAUCCCUAUGCAGAAGGUCGGGAUCCCGCGUUUAACUAUCGCCUGAUCACUUCAGCUGUCAUUCCUCGACCAACAUCCGUCGUGAGCACAAUUUCUGCCGACGGGAAGAGCACGAAUCUGGCGCCGUACAGCUUCUUUCAAGCCAUGAGCCACGAUCCACCCACGUUUGUCAUUGGUCAUGCCGUUGGCUCAACCUCAGCCAAAGACAGCUUGGCCAACCUGCAAGAAACGGGAGAAUGUGUCAUCAACAUUCUCACCGAGGACAUCCUGGAAGCCUCCAAUGCGUGUGCGAUGGAUACGCCUUAUGGUGUCAGCGAAUGGGCUCUGACGGGUCUGACUCCUGAGCCGUGCACAGAUGUGAGGCCCAGCCGCAUCAAAGAGGCUGUGUUCGCCGUCGAAUGCAAGCUCGUUUCUACGCACGAAAUCAAAAGUCGGAGCAGGCCUGGCAAGGUUUCGAAUGUGAUGACCAUCUUGGAAGGAAGCCGUUUCUGGGUGCGCGAAGAUGUUGUGGAUCAGGAUCGCAAGUUCAUUGAUCCGGCAAAGUCGAUGCCAAUUGGGCGUCUGCAAGGCAUUUCAUACGGACGUAUCACGGAGGCUUUCCAGAUCCCGUGGCCAUCGUGGGCUGAGGUCGAGCCGGUUGAGAAGGCACAGGGCAGAGUUAGGCCAAAGGCGGAAGGUCAAUAG